This is a messenger RNA of Vitis riparia (riverbank grape), 1210 nucleotides long. RefSeq names its product probable glutathione S-transferase. Gene Ontology annotation, molecular function: glutathione transferase activity. The transcript is spliced from 3 exons. Gene Ontology annotation, biological process: glutathione metabolic process. Gene Ontology annotation, cellular component: cytoplasm. Bases 296 to 967 code for a protein of 223 amino acids. The record is from RefSeq and is a predicted model, not a curated record. NCBI's taxonomy places the organism in Eukaryota, Viridiplantae, Streptophyta, Magnoliopsida, Vitales, Vitaceae.
UACUGGGCAAUGAGUUUUCAUGAUUUCAAUUCAUUUACCAAAAAAUUUGUUGUACUAACAACAAAAUAGUUCAAUUGGACAGCUGACUGCAAUGAAAAGGUUGAAAACAAAACUCACACUCUGAAUUAUAAAACUCCAAACAUGUACUUAAAUCAAAUUUAAUAUCUGAGCAGCUUAAACUUGAUCAUGACGGCAAGGACCCAAGCAACAAAAUUACAAAUUUUAAAAUACGAAGUGGAAAAGCUGAACUUUCAACUGCAGAACUCAACUUACAGAGGAACUUGGUGGCCAAGUAAUGAAGUUCACAAAGUCUAUAAAUUCACAAUCCAAGGCUUUCAAUAGAGAAAAAACGGUAGAAUGGGCACUGAAGCUCAAGGGUGUAGCAUAUGAGUACCUGGAAGAAGACUUGAGAAACAAGAGCCCCAUGCUUCUCCAGUCUAACCCUGUUCACAAGAAGGUCCCGGUGCUUGUGCACGAUGGUAGACCAAUUGCCGAGUCCCUUGUCAUCCUUGAGUACAUAGAUGAGGCAUGGAAAGGCUACCCUCUAUUGCCCGAGGAUCCUUCUGAAAGAGCCAAAAUCCGAUUCUGGGCAAGAUUCACUGAUGAGAAGUGUGUGCUCGGUGCCUGGGCUGCUUGCUGUGCCAAAGGACAUGAACGAGAGAAAGCUAUAGAGUCUGCACAAGAAUCGCUGAGUUUUCUAGAAAAGCAGAUUGAAGGGAAGAAAUUUUUUGGGGGUGAGACGAUGGGCUUGCUGGAUCUGGUGGUGGGUUCACUGCCUAACUGGAUCGAAUUCUUGGAAGAACAUGGAGGCAUGAAGCUGCUGGAUGAAGAGAAGUUUCCAUCCCUUUAUGAAUGGGCUCAGAAAUUUAUCAACAUUCCAAUCAUCAGUGAAAGAAUACCAACAAAGGAAGGGCUGAUAAACUACUUUCAGGGAGGGCAAAACAGCAGACUUACUACUGGAAAAUGAUCAGUGAUUCUACCGAUUCUGAGUUUGACCUAAGUUUAUAUUACAGGAAUAAAUGGAGGGUAGGUGUUUAUCUGUAUCUGUCUUUCAAGGAACAAAAUCCAAAACAAUCACAGCCUCUGGGAAAAUAAAUAAACACUGAUAGCAGCAUCAUAGACUACUAACAUUCUGCUUCACUGCCACAGGCUUCUAUACUAGUCUGUUUGCUUCAGGGGCAAAAUAGAAUAUUUUGAGAGUGAAUCUCCA